Messenger RNA from Nerophis ophidion (straightnose pipefish), 1231 nucleotides. RefSeq lists its product as uncharacterized. The transcript has 2 exons. Bases 674 to 1216 code for a protein of 180 amino acids. The record is from RefSeq and is a predicted model, not a curated record. NCBI's taxonomy places the organism in Eukaryota, Metazoa, Chordata, Actinopteri, Syngnathiformes, Syngnathidae.
UUGUUCCUUGUUAUUGAGGCCGAACGAUAACACCACCAUUUCCACUUCGACACUAAUCUUUGUUUUUUCUAGGAUGGCCUCUGCGUGGCGGAAGUUGGCCCCUGGAUAACUGUCCAUCUGAAGGUCCUGGAGACGGACAGGUGGAAGACGACUAAUAUUGGAGUCACCAAUCACCAGGACCUUCUUAUCCACAGACAGGUGCCAAUCAACCAACUUGCGCGUUGUACUGAUGUGUCUAGUGGGGCCCCUGCGCGGACUCAUAGGUGUGGCUAAUUGUGUCGUGUCUGUAUCCUCUGUCGGCUGAGAGGCCGAAGUGACCGUUCUAGGCCCUUUCCGGAUUCCCGAAAAAAAUUGGGACCAGCUUGGACCCGCUUCGGGAACCGGCGUGCGUGGAGGAGGAGUGUCCACGAGGGGCACGUCCGGAAGAGGCGCGUCCGGGAGGGGCGCGUCCAGGAGGGAGGAAGUCGGCGAGGGUGGUCCCGGUUGGCCAGAACCCAGUUGAGACCAACUGGGGGGCGUGUCAGGGGGCAGCUGGGACCACCCUGGAGGCCCCUCAGGGGAUGACGCCGGCUGCUCAGGUGGCGGUGGCGCGUCCGAGACCGCAGGAGGGACCCUGACUUCGGUCUCGACCCGCGAAUGCGGCCUGGGUGGCGGGACCAGGGGAGCCUCGACAAUGGAGUUGUCGGGAGGACUGCUGCAUGGCUCCUGGGGUCCUGUCAUUCUCUGGGGCCUGGAUGGUGCCGCAGCCAGAGAAGAAGGCGACAAGACCGGGAAGGGGACCGGGGUGACCGGUCCCCUAGGACCCGGAACCGGUUCCACCACAGGGGACCAGUCCCCGACCACGGGGUCGGUCAUGGUGGACGCCGUGGCGCGCACAGGAGCGUGCAGGGUUGGAACCGGUAGGGGCAGCGGUAGCGGCAGCGGCAGCGGCGGCGGCGGCUGCACUACCUCCAUCACCACUCGGGUGCUGGACGGAUCCAAGCGGACUGGUGACCCCGUCUGCUGGGAUCGUGACGGACUACCCCCCUCGUCCACGCCACGAACGUCCACACAGAUGGAGAUCACCAGACCCUCGGCUAGCCGCAGUGUCUCGGUGGUCAACCUGCGUCCCAGGUGUGUCCUGGUCCAAGCCGAGGCCACCUGGAAUGGGUCUUUCCAAUUUUGCCCAAUAAAUGCACUGAGUUUGUUGAUUUCCGUCUGUAAUGCUUUUUUAUAAUGUUCUCUUAAUAUU